CACAGACCACCAGUUGGGAACCACUGCUUUAUCGUGUUGCUCUAAGCAGUAGUCUUUCGCUCAUUUCCCCACCCUCACGUAUUUUGGUAGCAAGUUUUGUGUUUGUUUGUAUUUUGUAUUUAAGACUGGAAAACAAAUUCAGAUUUUGAUUUGAGAUUACAAAUCUUGGUACUCCUGAAUACUUUCUGAACCCUGACUCGUGCAAGUAUAAGUAGUUGUUUUUAAACUGCUGUACUGGGCUCUAAAUAGUUUCAGGGGUCACCUCAAUCAAAGAUGAUUGACUGAGGCAGUCAGUCUUAGGCAGGACCUUAGGCAGCCUUCUGCCCGCGUUGCUGAUGCAGCUGCACGUCCAGUUGCACAUCCACUUUCAAAGUCCGUUCUAGUCCAGUGCUCUGCCGAUAGGAAUAGGGACACACAUCUUCAACCCUGAUGGUGACCAGUUUGCUCAUGACAGCUGGACCUGCUUUCCGUGUUGUGUUCACGUUUGGGAGGAGAGAUGGCAACCUGCAGGUGUUGCACCCAUGUCGCCCUUGUCGGUGAGACGUGAUCCGUUUCCCCACUUGCCUAUUGCUGUAUAUAGCCUGUUUUAUGUUCAGAACCUCACUAAUGAAAGAAAAACCGCGUGUGCUUCGAUUUCCAACUCGUGUUCCCCACCAUUGCUCACUCAAGUGGCAGCCAAUGGGCAGCAGGAUCCCUCCCUUCCUCCCUCCCUCCCUCUUCCAGGGUAAGGAAGGUCCCCGCGGGUCUCCCUGGGCAGAGCCAGCGAGCCAGAGGCGGCUUGGCGCCGGUUUCUCCUCGGGGCCGGCUGCGCGGACUUUGCUCGCGAUGAGUCUCCGUCGUGAGGAGGCAGCUUUCGAGCCGCUCCGCUGCCCGGGCUCCGAUGGGGAAGAAGAGCUCGCCAUCUCGGGCGGCCGGCCGUUGCUCCGCGGGCAGGAGGCGUCCGGCGGGGGCGCGGCGGGGGCGCCGGCCAAGCCGCCCUACUCCUACAUCGCGCUGAUCGCCAUGGCCAUCGCGCAGAGUCCGCGGCAGAAGCUGUCUCUGAGCGGGAUCUGCGCCUUCAUCCGCGGCUGCUUCCCCUACUACGGCGAGCGCUUCCCCGCCUGGCAGAACUCCAUCCGCCACAACCUGUCGCUCCACGACUGCUUCGUCAAGGUGCCCCGCGAGCCCGGCCGCGCCGGCCAAGGCAGCGACUGGAGCCUGCACCCGGCCGCGCAGGGCAUGUUCCGCCACGGCAGCUUCCUCCGCCGCAGGAGGCGCUUCAGGCGGCCCCCGCUGCCUUCCCCGGCCGCCCCCGGCGCCGGGACCCCGCUCCUCCUCCUCCUCCCGCCGCCGCCGCCCGGCUCCGCGCUGCCCGGCGGGGAGCGGCCCCCGGGGGCGGAGGGGGGCCUUGGCCGCGGCCCCCGCAGCUGCUCCUUCAGCAUCGAGAGCAUCCUGAGGGGCCCCUCGCCGAUCCCCACCCGAGGAAGGGCAGCCGCGCGCCCGGAUCGCCGCUGA
Podarcis muralis (Common wall lizard) is the source of this 1494-nucleotide messenger RNA. RefSeq lists its product as uncharacterized. Gene Ontology annotation, molecular function: RNA polymerase II cis-regulatory region sequence-specific DNA binding; DNA-binding transcription factor activity, RNA polymerase II-specific. NCBI's taxonomy places the organism in Eukaryota, Metazoa, Chordata, Lepidosauria, Squamata, Lacertidae. The record is from RefSeq and is a predicted model, not a curated record. Gene Ontology annotation, biological process: anatomical structure morphogenesis; regulation of transcription by RNA polymerase II; cell differentiation.